Aureobasidium melanogenum CBS 110374 is the source of this 1191-nucleotide messenger RNA. Its product is annotated as Arginase/deacetylase. The record is from RefSeq and is a predicted model, not a curated record. The transcript is spliced from 5 exons. The coding region runs from base 1 to 1191 and encodes 396 amino acids. Lineage: Eukaryota; Fungi; Ascomycota; Dothideomycetes; Dothideales; Saccotheciaceae. Gene Ontology annotation, molecular function: agmatinase activity; metal ion binding.
AUGUACAAGCUGAUUACCCUCAUUGCUGCUGUUGCAGCCGGUGUGUCUGCACACGGCGACCAUAGUCAAGAGACUUUUAAGGAAGGUCCUCACAAGUCUCUGUGGUACAACACCCUUCCUGGCGAUGGUGGUACUCAAGCCGACUCGGUCUUCUCAGGAAUCUCUACGUUUGGUCGUAUCGAGUACCAUCCUUGUUUGUCCAGCGACGCUCGGAAGUAUGAUAUCGCUUUCAUUGGCGCACCCUUCGAUACUGGUACGAGUUACCGCCCAGGUGCCAGAUUCGGUCCCAGUGGUAUUCGCCAGGGUUCCAGACGUCUCAACCUUUACGGAGGCUUCAAUGUCCCUCUCCAGACAAACCCUUUCAAUGGAUGGGCCACUGUCAUUGACUGUGGUGACAUUCCUGUCACCAGUUACGACAACGAAUAUGCUUUGAAGCAGAUUGAAGAGGGCCACAACAGCAUCUUGAUGCGCGAGCCUGCUGCGAACGCACACAUGACCGGUCCUUCCAAGCAUGGAAAGACAUUGCCGCGUGUCAUCACUAUGGGUGGCGAUCACACUAUCACUCUGCCUCUUCUGCGCUCCAUGAACAAGGCAUACGGGCCCAUAACCGUCAUCCAUUUCGACUCCCACCUGGACACAUGGAGGCCCAAGGUCUUUGGCGGAGCUCCUUCCAAGAUUGCAUCGAUCAAUCAUGGAACAUACUUUUUCCACGCUGCGCAGGAAAGACUUCUGCGCAACGACACCAACAUCCAUGCGGGCAUUCGCACCACUCUGUCCGGCAUGUCCGACUACGACAACGACGGCUACUGCGGUUUCGAGAUCGUCGAGGCUCGUGAGGUCGACACGAUUGGCAUUGAUGGUAUCAUCAAGAAGAUCCAUGACAGAGUCGGACACAAGAACCCUGUGUACCUCUCGAUCGACAUUGACACGCUUGAUCCUGCGUUCGCUCCUGCGACUGGUACUCCCGAGACCGGUGGUUGGACCACUCGUGAGCUCCGCACCAUUAUCCGCGGACUCGAAGGGAUUCAUCUCGUGGCAGCCGAUAUCGUCGAGGUGGCUCCUGCUUACGAUACCAAUGCUGAGUUGACCACCAUGGCCGCUGCUGACACUUUGUACGAAGUGAUGUCUCUGAUGGUCAAGGAUGGACCCCUUUCCGAUAUGUCGAUUGACAGCAAGAAGGAGCUCAAGUAG